This is a messenger RNA of Abrus precatorius (Indian licorice), 919 nucleotides long. RefSeq names its product L-ascorbate peroxidase 3-like. Gene Ontology annotation, biological process: hydrogen peroxide catabolic process; cellular response to oxidative stress; response to reactive oxygen species. Gene Ontology annotation, molecular function: heme binding; peroxidase activity. The transcript is spliced from 9 exons. The record is from RefSeq and is a predicted model, not a curated record. NCBI's taxonomy places the organism in Eukaryota, Viridiplantae, Streptophyta, Magnoliopsida, Fabales, Fabaceae. Bases 57 to 896 code for a protein of 279 amino acids.
UUUGAGCCUCUUCAACAAAGCAAAGUGUUGCAUUGAUCAGUAAGUUAACUUUGAGAAUGACAAAGGCUAGAGUUGAUGCUGAAUAUCUCAAGGAAAUAGAAAAGGCUCGUCGUGAUCUUCGUGCUCUUAUUUCCAGCAGAAAUUGUGCCCCACUCAUGCUUCGAUUAGCGUGGCAUGAUGCAGGUACCUAUGAUGUUAAAACCAAAACUGGAGGCCCCAAUGGUUCUAUCAGGAGUGAAGAAGAGUUAAAUCAUGCCGCCAACAAGGGAUUGAAAACUGCAGUUGAGUUCUGUGAGGAAGUGAAGGUCAAAUAUCCAAAAGUUUCAUAUGCAGACCUUUACCAGCUAGCUGGUAUUGUUGCAGUAGAGGUGACUGGGGGUCCAACUAUUGACUUUAUUCCUGGGAGAAAGGAUUCACUGGAAUCUCCACCAGAAGGACGCCUUCCAGAUGCCAAACAAGGUGCGUCGCAUUUAAAGGAUAUCUUUUAUCGCAUGGGUCUAACUGACAGAGACAUUGUGGCUCUAUCUGGAGGACACACUUUGGGUAAGGCACAUAAAGAUCGCUCUGACUUUGAAGGUCAAUGGACAAGAGACCCUUUGAAAUUUGAUAACUCCUAUUUUGUGGAACUUCUGAAAGGGGAAUCUAAAGAUUUAUUGAAGCUUCCCACGGACAAGGCUCUCAUGGAGGAUCCUGGGUUUCGCAAAUACGUUGAACUGUAUGCAAAGAGUGAGGAUGCUUUUAUAGCCGAUUAUGCAACCUCACACAAGAAACUCUCAGAGCUGGGCUUCAAUUUGAAGAAUAGUUCCAUAUUAGUAAAGGGGGUUAUAGGAAUCAUUAUAACCUUAAGUGCUGUGAUCUUGGGUUACUUACGUGAACUCAAUAGAAAAACCAAUUGAAGAGACUACUAAUAAUGUUCUAC